Messenger RNA from Anisakis simplex (herring worm), 1044 nucleotides. The record is from the annotation of a GenBank genome assembly. NCBI's taxonomy places the organism in Eukaryota, Metazoa, Nematoda, Chromadorea, Rhabditida, Anisakidae.
AUGUAUUAUUUUUGCUUUUGCCUAACUGUAUUUGUCAGAUUAAAAAUACUUAUUUUGCAGACGUCCUCAGAUCCUCGGUGCAAAGAUGUUACAGUCGUAGCAUUCAUCAUUUAUCCGGCAGCCGCGAACUCAUUCAAUGUUGAGUCGUUAAAAGGACAAGCAGUGUGCAAGCAACUCCGUGAUACAAUCGCAAAGAUUAAAGAAAACGUGGCAUCACGUAUGUUUGAGGCAUGCCAGAGAGGACAGCUUCCCGAAAUGAAGGACUUAUUAUCACCAGCUGAAAGCAUUCAGCUAAAGCGAUGUAUUUUAUCUGCUAAACGUGAUUGUCUGCCACCAAUUUGUACGCACAAUAUGCUCGAUGAUGCUGGUGAUCCCGUGCUGAACGCAUUUCGUAGAACACAGCUUAUCAAUCAGCACAGUGAUCGCGUUAAGGUGAUAUUCCAUCCAGAGUUUCUCUCUUCGGUUUCACCGUUAAUGAAUCUUGAUUACGAGGACUUUGUUCGCGGCUGUCAUAUUGGUGUCUUUCCCAGUUAUUACGAGCCUUGGGGAUACACUCCUGCUGAAUGCACAGUGAUGGGAGUGCCGUCGGUUACUACGAAUCUCUCGGGAUUCGGUUGCUUCAUACAAGAGCAUGUGCAAGGUCCAGAAACGUACGGUGUAUUCGUGAUUGAUCGUCGUUUUAAAGGAGCCAAUGAAUCGAUCGAUGAACUCGCUAAAGUUCUAUACGAUUUCACUCUACUAACAAGACGUCAAAGAAUCAUUAUGCGAAAUCGCACGGAACGUUUAAGUGAAUUGUUGGAUUGGAAAAAUCUUGGAUCGUUUUAUCGUGAAGCACGCAGAAUGGCACUGCAAAAGACUCAUCCGGAUUUGGUCCAGGUAAUUCAAGAAACGGCACGUCGAAUGCCUCGUCCCAUUUCGGCGCCUUCCACCCCUAGUACUAGUCGUCCUACAUCACCGCAUGGAAGUGAUCAUGAUGAUGAUGAUGAUGAUUCAGAUACCGAAGAACAAGAAGAAUUCGAAGCAAAAGCUUGGCAUGAGUUAUGA